AUGCUUGCUUCCAGACAGGUUCUGGGCAGUAUUGCUCGGAGCCGCGCCGCCGGUGGCGCGGCCAGCAGCGUCCGCCGUCUGGCUACCGUCUCUGAUUCUGCCCUCGACAGAAAGGUCCGCCAGAACAACUGGGAGGAGAACAACUUCAUCAACUACAAGAAGAUGUCCGAGAACCUCUCCAUCGUCCGUGCCCGCCUCAACCGACCUUUGACCUAUGCCGAGAAGAUUCUCUACUCUCACUUGGACGACCCUCACGGCCAAGACAUUGAGAGAGGCAAGUCUUACCUCAAGCUGCGCCCUGACCGCGUUGCUUGCCAGGAUGCUACUGCCCAGAUGGCUAUCUUGCAGUUCAUGUCCGCUGGCAUGGAUGCCGUUGCCAACCCCACCACCGUCCACUGUGAUCAUCUGAUUGAGGCCCAAGUUGGUGGUGCCAAGGAUCUUGAGCGAGCCGUUGGCAUCAACAAGGAGGUUUACGAUUUCUUGUCUUCUGCUUGUGCCAAGUACAACAUCGGUUUCUGGCGUCCUGGCUCUGGUAUUAUCCACCAGAUUCUGCUUGAGAACUAUGCCUUCCCCGGUGGUCUUCUCAUUGGUACUGAUUCGCACACUCCCAACGGCGGUGGUCUUGGUAUGGCUGCUAUCGGUGUGGGUGGUGCUGACGCUGUUGACGUCAUGGCCAACCUGCCUUGGGAGCUGAAGGCCCCCAAUGUCCUCGGUGUCAAGCUGACCGGCCAGCUGUCGGGAUGGACUUCGCCAAAGGACAUCAUUCUCAAGGUCGCUGACAUCUUAACUGUCAAGGGCGGUACUGGGUCUAUUGUUGAGUACCACGGCCCCGGUGUCGAGGGCAUCUCAGCCACUGGCAUGGGUACGAUCUGCAACAUGGGUGCCGAGAUUGGUGCCACCACCUCCCUGUUCCCCUUCAACGAUCGUAUGUACGACUACCUUGCCGCUACUAAGCGCAAGGAUAUCGGAGACUUCGCUCGCGCUUAUGCUACCGAGCUUCGCGAGGAUCAGGGUGCCGAGUACGAUCAGCUUAUCGAGAUCAACCUGUCUGAACUUGAGCCUCACAUCAACGGCCCAUUCACUCCUGAUCUGGCCACUCCUAUUUCCAAGUUUAGCCAGGCUGUCAAGGACAACAACUGGCCCGAAGAGCUCAAGGUUGGUCUGAUUGGCUCUUGCACCAACUCAUCCUACGAAGACAUGUCCCGCGCCGCCUCUAUCGCUCGUGAUGCUCUCGACCACGGCUUGAAGGCCAAGGCUGUUUUCACCGUUACUCCUGGCUCUGAGCAGAUCCGCGCAACUAUUGAGCGCGAUGGUCAGCUCCAGACCUUUGAGGAAUUCGGCGGCCUUGUCCUUGCCAAUGCUUGCGGUCCUUGUAUUGGUCAGUGGGAUCGUCGGGAUGUGAAGAAGGGUGAAGCCAACUCCAUUCUCUCUUCGUACAACCGAAAUUUUACCGGACGUAACGACGGCAACCCUGCCACCCACUCUUUCGUCACCUCCCCCGACCUGGUUGUCGCUCUCUCCAUUGCGGGCUCUCUGCACUUCAACCCCCUUACCGAUAAGCUUGUCGGCAAGGAUGGCAAGGAGUUCUUGCUCAAGCCCCCCACUGGCGACGGCCUCCCUGCCAAGGGCUAUGAUGCGGGCCGGGACACCUACCAGGCCCCGCCCAAGGAGCGUGCUUCCGUUACCGUGCAGGUCAGCCCCACAUCUGAUCGUCUCCAGGUCCUGGAGCCCUUCCAGCCCUGGGAUGGCAAGGAUGCCAAGGACGUGCCUAUCCUGAUCAAGGCCAAGGGCAAGACCACCACUGACCACAUCUCCAUGGCUGGCCCCUGGCUGAAGUACCGUGGCCACCUUGAUAACAUCUCCAACAACAUGUUGAUUGGUGCUAUUAACGAGGCCAACGAUGAGGCCAACAAGGUCAAGAACAUCACCACUGGUGAAUGGGAUGCUGUUCCCGCAGUUGCUCGCGACUACAAGAAGAAGGGUAUCAAGUGGGUUGUCGUUGGUGACUGGAAUUACGGCGAGGGUAGCUCUCGUGAGCAUGCCGCUCUGGAGCCUCGUCACCUGGGUGGCCUGGCCAUCAUCACCCGAAGCUUCGCUCGUAUUCACGAGACCAACUUGAAGAAGCAGGGCAUGCUUCCCCUGACCUUUGCUGACCCCGCUGACUAUGACAAGAUCAAGCCUGAUGACAAAGUUGAUAUUCCGUGCACCCAGCUUGCCGUUGGAAAGCCUCUCAUCAUGACUGUUCACCCCAAGGACGGCAAGCCUUUCGAAGUCAAGCUGCAGCAGACUUUCAACGAGGCACAGAUUGAGUGGUUCAAGAACGGCAGCGCCCUGAACACCAUGGCCAAGAAGAAUUAA
Messenger RNA from Trichoderma gamsii, 2358 nucleotides. Its product is annotated as aconitate hydratase. Bases 1 to 2358 code for a protein of 785 amino acids. Gene Ontology annotation, biological process: tricarboxylic acid cycle. The record is from RefSeq and is a predicted model, not a curated record. Lineage: Eukaryota; Fungi; Ascomycota; Sordariomycetes; Hypocreales; Hypocreaceae. Gene Ontology annotation, cellular component: mitochondrion; cytosol. Gene Ontology annotation, molecular function: aconitate hydratase activity; 4 iron, 4 sulfur cluster binding. The transcript is spliced from 4 exons.